CGAGGGCAGCGCGCAGAAAUAGGGCGCUGGGCGCCCCAGCGCAGCCAGCUUCCAGCACAGCCCGCGGCCCGGUGCCAGCUCCGCCGGCGACCGGUGUGCCAAAGUGCGGUGCUCCCGCAGGGAACCUGGCUCGGGGAGGGCCUCCAGGUGAGUGCCGGGCUCGGCGCUCUGCUCCUGAAGCUCCCGCGGGACUGCCUGGGGACAGGGACUGCUGUGGCGCUCGGCCCUCCACUGCGGACCUCUCCUGAGUGGGUGCGCCGAGUCAUGGAGGGCGCAGAGCUGGCCGGGAAGAUCCUUUCCACCUGGCUGACGCUGGUUCUGGGCUUCAUCCUUCUACCUUCGGUCUUCGGAGUGUCUCUGGGCAUCUCCGAGAUCUACAUGAAGAUCCUAGUGAAAACUUUGGAGUGGGCCACAAUACGAAUUGAAAAAGGAACCCCAAAGGAGUCGAUUCUUAAAAACUCUGCUUCUGUUGGUAUUAUCCAAAGAGAUGAGUCACCCAUGGAAAAAGGGCUCUCUGGUCUACGAGGAAGGGACUUUGAGCUGUCUGACGUGUUUUAUUUCUCCAAGAAGGGAUUGGAAGCCAUUGUGGAAGAUGAAGUGACCCAGAGGUUUUCCUCAGAGGAGCUAGUGUCAUGGAAUCUCCUCACAAGAACCAAUGUAAAUUUCCAGUACAUCAGUCUGCGGCUCACUAUGGUGUGGGUGCUGGGCGUCAUAGUGCGCUAUUGUGUCCUACUGCCUCUGAGGGUUACCUUGGCUUUCAUUGGGAUCAGUUUGCUGGUUGUAGGAACUACACUGGUUGGGCAGCUGCCAGACAGCAGCCUCAAAAACUGGCUGAGUGAACUGGUCCAUCUGACUUGCUGCCGGAUCUGUGUGCGAGCCCUCUCUGGUACCAUUCAUUAUCAUAACAAGCAGUACAGACCCCAGAAGGGAGGCAUUUGUGUUGCCAACCAUACUUCCCCAAUUGAUGUUUUAAUCUUGACAACGGAUGGAUGUUAUGCUAUGGUUGGCCAGGUUCAUGGCGGCUUGAUGGGAAUUAUUCAGAGAGCUAUGGUCAAGGCUUGUCCUCAUGUCUGGUUUGAACGCUCAGAAAUGAAGGAUCGACACCUGGUUACUAAGAGACUAAAAGAACAUAUUGCUGAUAAGAAGAAAUUACCCAUACUAAUUUUUCCUGAAGGAACUUGCAUCAACAAUACUUCAGUCAUGAUGUUUAAAAAGGGGAGCUUUGAAAUUGGAGGAACCAUACAUCCAGUUGCAAUUAAGUAUAACCCUCAGUUUGGUGAUGCAUUUUGGAACAGUAGUAAAUACAACAUGGUGAGCUACCUGCUUCGAAUGAUGACCAGCUGGGCCAUCGUCUGUGACGUGUGGUACAUGCCCCCCAUGACCAGAGAGGAAGGAGAAGAUGCAGUCCAGUUUGCUAACAGAGUUAAGUCUGCUAUUGCUAUACAAGGAGGCCUGACUGAACUUCCCUGGGAUGGAGGACUAAAGAGAGCAAAGGUGAAGGACAUCUUUAAGGAAGAGCAGCAGAAAAAUUAUAGCAAGAUGAUUGUGGGCAAUGGAUCUCUCAGCUAAGAGGAUAGAUGACAGCUUUUAGAUCUAGAACUAGCCCUUAGAAAUGGAAUGGCUUUAUUUUUUGUUUUGUUUUAUUGUUUUGUUUUUAUUAUUGUUAAUCUUUUCUACAGAAUGAUUGUCUCUACCUCUUUAUGCCAGAGGCAGAACCUACAGGUGCCCUUUUUGGCUUUUGUUGUUGUUGUAACAUUAGCCCCAUGGAUUGUAAGGUGGUUUACUGAGUUAAAACAGAUUCUGCUUUUGUAAAAUGAUGGUGUCACUGUGGACUGAAUGAAAUAUUUGUAUAGAAAAAAGUGCUUGUAAAGUGUGUUUGGAACUCAUUGAUGGGGUAAUUCUCCAAAAAUGCCCAAACUCUUUUUCUGUAAUUAGUCUUGCCACUUUCUUCAGUCACUUAAAUGGUGGGAUUACACAUCAGCGCAAGAUGACCAUUAUGGUUAUGGUCUACUGCAAGGUUGAAAGGAAAAAUGGAGGAUUGUAUUUAGGAAAAGGGACAACUUUGUGGCCACCUGCUCUGAAAGUCAAAAGGAAAUGUAAAUUAAUGUUUUUAGUGUGUUGGAAGAGAAAUACUAUUCAGUAAGCUUUGCCAGAGAAAAGUGAGUCAAAGUUAAUAUGUGUGUGCAUUUAUAUGUAGGCAGCUCGUAGACCACAUUUUAGCCAACGACUGGUAACAAAGAGCUUAGUUUUCCUUGUUUGAAUGCUGUAGAUCUAUACCUAGUACCCCUCCCAUCUACUGAUUUGUUUGUUUUUGUAACCAAACACAUUUUCAGAUAGAAGGAGCCUUAAAAAAAGAAAUCACAUUGAGUAACUUCAGUAUGAAUGAAUGAGAAUGUGUGGAGUUACCCCUCACCCUCCAUCCCUUUGUGGUUUAUUCCCAAAGUUUCCCAGUCUCUUAAACAGAAAAAUGACUGAUAUAAUUACCUUUUGGAAACUGAGCCUUAAUUUUUUUUAGAGGGGGAAGAAAGUUUUCCCCAACUCACACAGCGUAAGCAAUGUUUGACGGCAAUAUAAUGCCGUUGUAAACUACUGAGAGUAUUGUAUCUGUUCUGGUAACCAUGUACAGAAUGUGAAACUGUCUUAUGAAUGUAAAUAAAUUCUAUAUUUCUAAA
Nomascus leucogenys (northern white-cheeked gibbon) is the source of this 2672-nucleotide messenger RNA. RefSeq names its product glycerol-3-phosphate acyltransferase 3 (gene GPAT3). Gene Ontology annotation, biological process: triglyceride biosynthetic process. The record is from RefSeq and is a predicted model, not a curated record. Gene Ontology annotation, cellular component: endoplasmic reticulum. NCBI's taxonomy places the organism in Eukaryota, Metazoa, Chordata, Mammalia, Primates, Hylobatidae. Gene Ontology annotation, molecular function: glycerol-3-phosphate O-acyltransferase activity.